Messenger RNA from Podarcis muralis (Common wall lizard), 2209 nucleotides. It is a transcript of the gene SIX6, whose product is annotated as SIX homeobox 6. Lineage: Eukaryota; Metazoa; Chordata; Lepidosauria; Squamata; Lacertidae. Gene Ontology annotation, cellular component: nucleus; transcription regulator complex. Gene Ontology annotation, molecular function: RNA polymerase II cis-regulatory region sequence-specific DNA binding; DNA-binding transcription factor activity, RNA polymerase II-specific. The record is from RefSeq and is a predicted model, not a curated record. Gene Ontology annotation, biological process: regulation of transcription by RNA polymerase II; eye development.
CUCCCUCCUCCAUUCACGCACAGGUCCCUCCCUCUUGCCAACUUGAGGCAGCCGCCGGAGCGCGGCGCAGUCUUUCUCCCAGCGCCCUAGCGCAGCGCGCGCGCGCGGCGGCCGCUGCUGCUGCUGCUGCGAAAGGUUAGCCAAGCGAGCGCCUGAAGCGCGCAAAAGGAGGAGGAGGAGGAGGGGAAGGAAGGGUAAGAGAGAGAGAGAGAUGCUUUUUACCCCUUAUCUGGAGGGCUGAAGAGAGAGAGAGAGAGAGAGCGCUGGCUUUCUGAACCCAGGAGAAAAGCGAAGAAGCGUGGCCUCCGCCAAAACCAGCGCCGCUGUUUGGAGAGGCUCGGCUCUGGGAGUCGCUUCCGACGCGUGGAAGAGUCGCCGCAACCCUGCAGCCCCAUAACUAAGGGACGAGGCGCCUGGACCCGCGGUAGAGGCAGCCCAGCCCGAGGCGCGGAGAAGAGGCGCCUUGAUUCGGCGUUCCCCGCGGAUUGCGCGCAAGAGGUGACCCGGAGAAGCGUGGUCGCCAGCAGCCCCAGCCAUCCCUCUCGCCUGCCCUGGCCCCCUCGCCGGCCGCCUCCAUGUUCCAGCUGCCCAUCCUCAACUUCAGUCCUCAGCAAGUGGCCGGGGUGUGCGAGACCCUGGAGGAGAGCGGCGACGUGGAGCGCCUGGGGCGCUUCCUGUGGUCGUUGCCGGUGGCGCCGGCGGCUUGCGAGGCUCUCAACCGCAACGAGUCGGUGCUGCGCGCGCGCGCCAUCGUGGCCUUCCACGCCGGCAACUACCGCGAGCUGUACCACAUCCUGGAGAACCACAAGUUCCCCAAGGAGUCGCACGCCAAGCUGCAGGCGCUGUGGCUCGAGGCGCACUACCAGGAGGCCGAGAAGCUGCGCGGCCGCCCGCUGGGGCCGGUGGACAAGUACCGCGUGCGCAAGAAGUUCCCGCUGCCGCGCACCAUCUGGGACGGCGAGCAGAAGACGCACUGCUUCAAGGAGCGCACGCGGCACCUGCUGCGAGAGUGGUACCUGCAGGACCCUUACCCAAACCCCAGCAAAAAGCGAGAGCUGGCCCAAGCCACCGGACUCACCCCCACGCAGGUGGGCAACUGGUUCAAAAACCGCAGGCAAAGGGACAGGGCCGCCGCCGCCAAGAACAGGCUCCAGCAGCAGGUCUUGUCGUCGCAAGGCGCAGGGCGGUCGCUGCCGUCGGAGGAGGAGAGCGCCGGAGAGCCCCUCCUGGGCGCAGCCGCCAGCCCCGCCGCCAGCCUGUCCAGCAAAGCCGCCGCCUCCUCGGCCAUCUCCAUCACUUCCAGCGACAGCGAAUGUGAUCUGUGAGAAGGAAGAAGAGGAGGAAAGCAGGAGGAGGAAGGACUGACGGACGGACGGGGCGGCCGGGCGCGCGGGAGAGCCGAGGGCGCAGCAGCAGCGGUGGCACAGCCGCCUCCAGCCAAGCACUCCUCGCCAGCCAGUGCCUGUCUGCCUGCCUUGCCCGCCUUCACGGCUUCCUGCGCCGCUUUGCCUUGUCCGCAAUCCCGGGCCCGACGGCUGGUGGCGGGCCUGCGGAGCAGCCGGAGUCUCCAAGGACAGUCCAGCCCGUCUGAAAAGCAGGACGCGAAAACGCUCGGAGAGACUCCGCUGACGCUUGUCCUCCCAGCGGCAUCUUCGUCGCCUUCCAUCCUUCAGCCAGGAUCUGCUGUAAAGAUGCCUCAAAAGUCACACACGCGCGCAGAGGGAGAAAGAGAGACGCCAAACCCUAGAGGGAGGAGGAUAGAAAUUGCAGCUCCGUCGCCUGCCGCAAAUCCUAAUUCCUCCCUCUGGGGAUUUCCAGUUGAAAAGUUGCUGGUGGUUGUUUUUCGGAGGUUGUUUGUUUGGUUUGGUUUGUUAGUUCGCUUUUAUUUUUAAAAGGUUUUUUUUAUACAUAUACAUAUAUAUAAAUAUAAAUAUAAAUAUUCUAUAUAAUGUUUAUUGACUUAUUUAAAGAAUUGCUCUGUGGGUAGAUUGUUUUAUUUGAUUAUCAUAAUUGCUAUUAUUAAUUAUUAUUAAUAUUAUUAUUAUAAUUAUUGUUUGAGGCUUGAUGCCUGCGUGCGCUGGGGAUUUAAUUUCCUGGAGUAUGUGCAGCAGGACUAGGGAUUGUAGGGGGAGGGGGCAGCCAAAUCACAACAAACAGACCAAGAAACGAACAAUUCCAGUGUAAUAAAAUAAUAGGUGAGCGAAACUGA